Messenger RNA from Penicillium taxi, 330 nucleotides. RefSeq lists its product as uncharacterized. The record is from RefSeq and is a predicted model, not a curated record. Gene Ontology annotation, biological process: regulation of transcription by RNA polymerase II. Lineage: Eukaryota; Fungi; Ascomycota; Eurotiomycetes; Eurotiales; Aspergillaceae. Bases 1 to 330 code for a protein of 109 amino acids. The transcript has a single exon. Gene Ontology annotation, molecular function: RNA polymerase II cis-regulatory region sequence-specific DNA binding; protein dimerization activity; DNA-binding transcription factor activity, RNA polymerase II-specific.
AUGAAUCCCGAAGACGAUGACCGGUCCUCAUCGACUCCCACCACAUCGAAAUCAAAUUCGGCUCAAGACAAGGAAAAGCCUCGGCUGACCGAUCAAGAGAAGAAAAACAACCACAUCGCUUCAGAGCAGAAACGCCGCGCUGCCAUUCGAGAUGGUUUUGAUCGCCUCACAGAACUGGUGCCCGGACUGGAGGGCCAAGGUCGCAGCGAGAGCAUAGUCCUUCAAAAGACCGUCGAUUUCAUGCAUCUGAAACUACAAGAGCGGAAAGACCUAAUAGCCGAAAUCGAAAGCAAAGGAGGACGAGUAGAUGAUUCUCUUCGGCCAUCAUAG